Ruditapes philippinarum (Manila clam) is the source of this 2523-nucleotide messenger RNA. RefSeq lists its product as uncharacterized. The transcript has a single exon. Bases 1 to 2523 code for a protein of 840 amino acids. The record is from RefSeq and is a predicted model, not a curated record. Lineage: Eukaryota; Metazoa; Mollusca; Bivalvia; Venerida; Veneridae.
AUGAACUCACAGACAGACGGUCAUACGACUACGAGUGAAAUUACCGAGAAUAAUGAAGUAAAUAGUCAUAUAAGUGCAGACGAAAUGCGGGAGAACUUUACUGAUGGAGCAGAAGGUGGAGAGACCGGAAGUCAUGUCAACGUUCAACUUCCGGGAGGAAAUAUUCAGUUUGCUGGUUCACAGAACAGCCUAGGUAACAAUCACUCUUUUAUGUCGGCAAGUGCACAGUAUCAUAGGUUACCUAAACUUUCAUUACCGAAAUUUAAUGGCGACAUUUUAAGCUGGCAGACAUUUUGGGACUCGUUUGAGUCAACUGUUCAUCUCAACUGUAACUUAACGGAUGUGCAAAAAUUUUCAUAUUUGAAGAGUCAGCUUGAAGGAGAGGCGAAUCGGACUAUUGAUGGUUUUGCACUUACAAAUACAAACUAUGCACGUGCGACAGAACUGUUGAAAGAAAGAUAUGGCCAAAAACAUAAAAUAAUACACGCAACAAUGCAAUCAUUGCUUCAACUCCCAGCCCCCAAAAAUACUUUACAUUAUAUUCGUGAAUUCUAUGAUAAAAUGGAGACAUACAUUCGUGCACUGGAGAGUUUGGGCCAGCAACAAGAAUCUUACGGCGAUUUACUCGUGCCUAUUGUGCUCGACAAACUUCCGGGAGAAAUGACAAAAAAUCUCGCGAGAGGACACGGUGACAGGAAUUGGUUGUUAUGUGACUUACGUAGAGCUAUUUACAACGAAAUUAAUAUUAUGGAAGCCGGAUCAUACAACUCGAUUCAACCGGAAGUAGAAACUUACGGAUCUACUGCAUCAUUAUUCACCGGGGCAAGAAGUACCAGAGUUUCGAACAGUGCGCAUGUGACAAGAACUGGAAUUAAGUGUUCGUUUUGCAUGGAAUCCCAUAGAGCCAGAAAUUGCCGGAAGUAUCCUGAUGUAGCGUCAAAGUUAAAUGUUAUUAAGGAGAAAAAACUGUGUUUUAAUUGUUUAGGUAAACACCAAGUAUUCACGUGUAAGUCCACUAAGAGAUGCCAGAAUUGUAACAGAAAGCAUCACACAACUAUCUGUAAGUCUGAUAGCGGUCGUAAUUCCAGUGCAAGAAGUUCUACACAGCACACAUCUGAAGCUACAGUGAUGUAUUCUUCCGCGCAUCAAUUUAGAUCCGGGGUAUUGCUAAAGACAGCAAUGGCUGACGUUUGUUACAAAGAUAUAUGUAGCCCAGCAACCAUACUUUUUGACGAAGGAGCACAAAGAAGUUUUAUCACCGAAACUCUAGCAGACGAACUUCAAUUAGAGAGGGAAAAAUCCGAAACAAUCCGAAUAUCUGCGUUUGGUGGCAAAGGUAAUCAGAUGCAACACUUUGACCAAGCUACAGUGUAUCUUGUUACAGACAGAAAAAAGAAAAUACCACUGAAAGUUCUGAUUGUCCCGACUAUAGCGACACUUAUAGAUAACACGCAUAGCUCCGACAUUUCAAGUUUGCCUUACCUUAAAGGAUUAAAAUUGGCACAUCCAGUAACGCAUGAUAAAGAGUUCUCUAUUUCCUUGCUAAUCGGAGCCGACUUUUACUGGGAUAUUGUUGAGGACGAGAUUAUACGUGGCACAGGGCCUACUGCCGUUAAAUCGAAAAUCGGAUACCUUCUGUCUGGACCGAUCAAUUCAAGUAAAAGUAGCAGAAGUGUUGAACAGAUUUUGAACGUAAUGGUGUCUCACAUACCAGAGGACAUAUCGAUAGAACGUUUCUGGAGUCUAGAAAAUCUAGGAAUUACACCAGAUGACACAGACCGGAAGUUACAAGACGAAAGACAACAAUAUCAGCUGACGUCAAUUGAAUUCAAAGAUGGAAAGUAUACUGCACGAUUACCAUGGAAAACUGACCACCCGGAACUACCUACAAAUUAUGACAUUGUCCUGAAACGCACUGAAAGUACUGUCCGAAGAUUGAGCAGAGAACCCGAUAUGCUAAGAAAAUAUGGAGAUAUCAUUGUAGAACAAGAGAGACGAGGGUUCAUUGAAAGAGUUCAAGAGAAAGAGAUCCAGACGAAAAAGCCCAUCCAUUACAUUCCACAUCACCCUAUAAAGAAAAAUUCCUCAACUACGCCUAUAAGAAUUGUAUACGACUGUAGCUGCCGUAAAACAUCACACCAUGCCAGUCUGAAUGAUUGCCUACAGUCAACACCCCCAGUCUUAAAUGAACUCACCUCAAUUUUGCUGAGAUCUUGUCUGCAUGCGUAUGCUGUUACAACAGAUAUUGAAAAGGCGUUUUUGCAGGUGGGAUUACAUACAGAUGACCGAGAUAUGACAAGAUUUUUAUGGCUGAAAGAUCCGAAUGACCCCAACAGUGACUUUUCAACUUAUCGUUUUAAAGUUGUGCUUUUUGGUUCACCAUUCAUACUCAACGCAACGAUACUAAAACAUUUAGACAACAAUCCACAUACGACUGUAUCAGAAGUAUUACGUCAAGAUUUAUACGUCGAUAACGUCAUAUAUCCAGUUUCAAAGAAGAAGAAGAAUGCCUUAAUUACUUGA